Mesorhabditis spiculigera is the source of this 336-nucleotide messenger RNA. The record is from the annotation of a GenBank genome assembly. Lineage: Eukaryota; Metazoa; Nematoda; Chromadorea; Rhabditida; Rhabditidae.
AUGGUCAAGAGAGCCGAGAGGAGUAAUGCCAUUGAUGUGCUUUGCUCUGGGGUAUUGGGCAAUGAGGUGCCGCUCGACCAGUGGAAUCAAUUCUUCACCGAUCCCGUCGAUCCAUUUACGCCCGAAGAGCGAAAAGAAUGGCUGGCCGAACAGAAGGAUGUCGUCAUGUCUUCUGACGCUUUUCUACCGUUUAGGGAUAAUGUCGAUUGCGCUAAACAGUUCGGAGUCCGCUACAUCGCACAUCCUGGCGGCUCGGUUCGCGAUGAGGACAUUAUUGAUGCUUGUAAUGAACAUGGCAUUGUUCUGAUCCAUACUGGCCUUCGUCUAUUCCAUCAC